Messenger RNA from Miniopterus natalensis, 972 nucleotides. RefSeq names its product thymosin beta-15A. Lineage: Eukaryota; Metazoa; Chordata; Mammalia; Chiroptera; Miniopteridae. Gene Ontology annotation, cellular component: cytoplasm. The record is from RefSeq and is a predicted model, not a curated record. Gene Ontology annotation, molecular function: actin monomer binding. Gene Ontology annotation, biological process: regulation of cell migration; actin filament organization.
UUUUUAUGUGUUCUGCUUCCUAACCUCCAAGAAAAAUGCCCUCCCCUCAAAGAAAUUAAAUGCAAAGUGAAGAUGCUCAAGUAGUGCCAUCUCCUGUAACAAGUUCAUUAACUGGUGAAACCCAGUCUUUCUUUUUUCUUCUGUGUCCAUCUGAUCUUGUGCUUCUAUCACCUCCAUUUUACCUCUGCUGUGAUUUUAAGAGUCAGACAUACUGGCUCUGAGUUUCUAGAGCAUCUUGGUUUCUAGUGUAUCCUGAUCCAGUGGCAUUUACUGCCUAUCAGAAAUGGGAUAAUGAUGGUGUGGAAUUCAAAAUAUUUUAAUAAAAGUGUGACUUUUCUCAGAUAUAUGCUGUUUUCUUAUUGAAAAUCUGUGAGUAAAAUACACAUUGAUAUUAGCUGUUAUUCCUUAGUGUGACAAUAGUUCUACCAGAUAAGGUUUGUUUUUCGGUUGUUGUUUUUUUCAGUCUUUUUUUAGGUCAAGAUGAGUGAUAAGCCAGACUUGUCUGAAGUGGAGAAGUUUGACACGUCAAAACUGAAGAAAACUAAUACCAAAGAAAAAAAUACUCUUCCCUCAAAGGAAACUAUCCAGCAAGAGAAAGAGUGUGUUCAAACAUCGUAAAAUGAGGGUCUUCUCCCAAAAGUAAAUUUCAACAUUGCCUGAGUGUCUUAGUGUCUUGUUUUUUGUAAACCUUUGUGUUGUAGAGAUUUUAGGCAUUUUCUGAUGUCUUCUCACCCAUACUUCCUGGCUAAGAGGUCAAGGGUAACCAAUGUUGCCUUAUCUACAUUUUUAAAUUUUCCUUUGGUAUAUAAAUUCCAGCUGGCAGGUGCUGUCAAUAAUCUCACCAUUGAUGACCUUGUACCCCCUAUAGAAUAAGCCACUUGUAACAGUCUACAAUUGAUGCCUCCAUUGCUCCAUAAUCUUCAUGAAGUGGCAUGCUUUUGCAGCUUCUCACAGUUUAUUUUCAUUUCUAAU